UUUGGUACUGCUCUCAUAUUUCGCAGCUAAAAAAAAAGGCUCAUCAGUAAUCAGCGUCUCCUUAGCCCCUCCUAUAAUUUUGCACCCACCAUACAUAUAAUUAAACAAUAACUACCACUAUCAUGAUAACCAACAUUAUCAUAUUGGCUGUUGCCAGUUUCAUAGUUCCAGUUUAUGCUGUUGUAAAUCCGAGUUCAUAUUUAAACUUUCAACCAUUAGUGAUUAACACGCCAAUCAUUGAGGUAGUAGGAAAUAAAUUAUUUAAUGUUGAUUCGGGUCAACAAUUCUUUAUUAAAGGUAUUGCCUAUCAGAAAACAAGACAACCAGGUGAAGUAUAUGAUGGGAUGAUAGAACCUUAUAUUGAUCCAUUAUCAAAUACCCAAACUUGUUUAAGAGAUAUUCAGUAUUUUAAGGCUUUAGGAGUUAAUACUAUUAGAGUGUAUCAAGUAAAUCCUGCUUCUAAUCAUGAUAUAUGUAUGAAUUCUCUUGCAAAUGCUGGAAUUUAUGUUAUAGCUGAUUUAUCUGAACCUCUGAAUUCAAUUGAUAGAAGUUUUCCAACUUGGGAUAUUACUCUUUAUGAUAGAUAUACUUCAGUAAUUGAUUCUCUUAUCAAAUAUCCUAACACAUUAGCAUUCAUAGCGGGUAAUGAAGUGGCCAAUUCUCAAGAUACUACAGAUACAGCUCCAUUUAUUAAAGCUUCCAUUAGAGAUAUGAAGAAUUAUAUUAUUUCAAAGGGUUAUAGACUGAUACCAGUAGGUUAUUCUUCAAAUGAUGAUGCUGGUAUCCGAAAGGAUUUGGCUGAUUAUCUAGUAUGUAAGACUUCAUCAAAUGACAAUAGUGCAGCUGAAUUUAUUGGAUUAAAUAUUUAUGAAUGGUGUGGUUAUUCUACUUAUGCAACUUCAGGCUAUAGAGAUUUAACUUAUCAGUUUAGUGAAUUUCCAGUUCCUAUAAUGAUGAGCGAAUAUGGUUGCAAUACUGUAAGGCCAAGACCAUUCACUGAAGUUGAAGCUUUAUAUGGAAGUACUAUGAGCAAAGUUUGGUCAGGUGGUAUAGCAUAUGAAUACUUUGAAGAAGUAAAUAAUUAUGGAGUUGUCAUUCAAAAUCCUGAUGGCUCAAUAUCCCAAUAUGAAGAUUUCAGCAACUUGGCAAGUAAAUUAAAUUCAAUUAAUCCUAUAUCUAUUAGCUUAAGUGAAUAUGGAAAUCUUACACAAUCAUUUCCAACGUGUCAAGCUCCUACACCAGAAUUUCAAGCAUCUACAAGACUUCCAAAUACUCCAAAUAAGGACAAAUGUACAUGCUUACAAGCCAGUUUAUCAUGUGUGGUGAAUCCAUAUAUGAAUGUUAAUAUCAAUAGUCUAUUUCUGGAAGUUUGUGGUAAUAUAGAUUGUUCGGAUAUUAGUAACAAUGGAUAUGAUGGAAUCUAUGGAGCAUUUUCUGACUGUUCAUCAACUCAGAAAUUAUCAUAUAUUUUGAAUAAAUACUAUAUUUCAAGAAAUAGAGAUCCCACUGCUUGUAACUUCUCGGGACGAGCUACUUUAAUAACAAAUGUCACUGAUUUGAAUGAUUUGAAAACCCCCGAUGGCAAAGCAUGUGCACCAUUGAUCGAAAAUUCAAAACUGUACAAUCUUACAUUUGAAUCUUCAAAGAGUAAGGAAUUGCUUUCAUUAAAUGAAACUAAAACUUCACCCACUAAUCCAACAUUAGAUCAUUAUAGCCCAAACUCAUCAUUUCAAAGAAGAAAUUCUACUUCUAGCUAUACAUCGCUGGGAGCAAUUAUUAUCAAUAAAUUAUCAGAGUAUUUAAUCCAAAUUAUUGCAUCACUUAUUGGAACUUUGAUAGUUAUUUAACUACAAUAGGAAUUUGGUAGAUGAAAUUCGUUAAAUCAUAACAUAUAUUUUUUUGCUUAA
Molecule: messenger RNA, 1907 nt
Organism: Scheffersomyces amazonensis
Lineage: Eukaryota; Fungi; Ascomycota; Pichiomycetes; Serinales; Debaryomycetaceae
Gene: PGA5
Product: 1,3-beta-glucanosyltransferase
Exons: 1
Coding region: 123-1847 (574 amino acids)
Biological process (GO): fungal-type cell wall organization; fungal-type cell wall (1->3)-beta-D-glucan biosynthetic process
Cellular component (GO): plasma membrane
Molecular function (GO): 1,3-beta-glucanosyltransferase activity
Source: RefSeq, a predicted model, not a curated record